AUGUCUAGCACUGUAUUGGACAAAUUCAAGAGGAAGUGGUAUAACAAGAAUGUAGAACCAAUUUCAUUGACUCCUGUUGCUGGAAGUAACACAACAAACAAUAGUAAUACAACAACAGGUUCCACCAAUGCUAAUAGCAAUGCAGGAACAAAUAAUAACACAAGCACUGAAAGAAACCAAAGCAAUUCUACUGCCGUUAGUCUUUUUAACAAAUUCCAUCCUCAAAUUUAUACAGCCAUUUGUACUUCAAUCAUUGUAUUUGGUAUUCUUGGUAUCAUUUCAGUUUUAUUUUGUCCAACUUGUCAACCACAAGUGCAACCAAGCCCACAAAGUAUUCCUGAUGAAUUUGAUGAUAGUGAUGUAAUUCCACCAGUCCAAGUGGAGCCAAAUCAAAUCUCUCCAUUCAUGUCAAUUUGUCUUCUUGGAUAUACUGCCAGUAUUUUAUUAUCUAUUAUCAUUUUUGGAAUUGAGUUUAUUAGAAAGCAUGGUUGGAAGAAAUAUUCAUAUAUUAUGUUUGAUGAAGAUGGUCAAUAUUUGUUUAUCAGCAUUUUGUUUCUACUCUCAGGAAAGUCAGCUGUCUUUGUUCUGUUGUUAAUUCUAUCUGCCAUUGUUAGAUUACUUCCUAAUCUGGCUAUCAUUACCAAUAAUCAUCCAAAGAUUAUUGAGAUACAACAAAAGAUUUAUUCUUAUGAUUUGGGUGACAAGUUUGCUAGAUUUGAAUUAUUCUUAUUAUUCAACGAAGUAUUAAGCUUUUCUAUUUUGAGAAUGAUUGUUGUUAUCAACUUUAUCUGCCAUCGUUAUUUGGUUUUUGCUCAACUAAGAAACUAUAUUAUGACCAUCAAUCAUGUUAUCGAUCAAUACGUACCAGGAAUGCUCAGAAAUGUUUACACAAAGGCUUGCUAUUAUUUGAAUCAAUAUGUUACCUCACUUUCACAAAGAAAAUUACAAGUCGAGCAAGGUCAAUAA
Naegleria gruberi is the source of this 966-nucleotide messenger RNA. RefSeq lists its product as uncharacterized. Bases 1 to 966 code for a protein of 321 amino acids. The transcript has a single exon. The record is from RefSeq and is a predicted model, not a curated record. NCBI's taxonomy places the organism in Eukaryota, Heterolobosea, Eutetramitea, Acrasida, Naegleriidae.